UAUAAUCAGAGUAUGCUCUCAAAAAGAAAGGUUUCAUCUUAAAAUUUAGAAGAAUCAUCUAACUCGAUAGAACAAUUAUGCAAUAAAAUUCGUAAAGUGAUUGUAAGUGAGGUAGGUGAAAAAUAUAUCCAAAAUCAUUCUGAAAAGGACAUUAAAUAAAAAAGAACUAAACACAAAUCUAAAAGAGAAGAUGAAUAAUAUAUUAUAGAAAUAAUUCAGAAUGAUCCUGUUGAAGUAGAAGAAUAGCUUUCUUCAAUUUAAGCAAUAUCUGAAUCCUAAUCAUGGGUUGUUGAAGAACUAUUUGAUGAAAUAAAUAAGCUCAAUUACCAUUAAGAGAUUGAAUGA
This is a messenger RNA of Paramecium primaurelia, 345 nucleotides long. Lineage: Eukaryota; Ciliophora; Oligohymenophorea; Peniculida; Parameciidae. The record is from the annotation of a GenBank genome assembly.